Messenger RNA from Drosophila subpulchrella, 864 nucleotides. RefSeq lists its product as uncharacterized. The transcript has 4 exons. The coding region runs from base 1 to 864 and encodes 287 amino acids. The record is from RefSeq and is a predicted model, not a curated record. Lineage: Eukaryota; Metazoa; Arthropoda; Insecta; Diptera; Drosophilidae.
AUGUUCCAAUCGAAAGGGAUCUAUGCGGGGCUGGAAGUGCGAUUCCUGGUGGCCUGCCUGGCGAUCCUGCUGCUCCUGAAUCCCGUCGAUGCCCGAUGGACCCGAAGACCGAGGCGCACCACCACCCUGAGGAGCACCACCAGUAGGAUAACUGUGAAUCCGGAUCGCCACCAGCACCUGCACCACUGGCCACCACUAGUGGCACCACCGGCACAGGCCCAACCACAGCCCCAAGUGGUUGUGGUGCAAAAACCCACUCACACAGAGACCAGUCCCCGACUGAUUGACAGCUUCGACCAGAGAUCAGUCGAUGGGCAGUACGAGUUCAGAUAUCAGCUGGACAACGGAAACACCCGCUAUGAACGCGCCUACUGGCUGCCCGUUGGUAAGGAGCUUGUCUUGGCCAAGAAGGGAUACUACUCGGUCCCCCUGCCCAACGACAAAUACUCGACCGUAUUCUAUACGGCCGAUCAUCGUGGCUACCAUGUGGACAUGCAGACAUUAUCCGGAGAGCAGCCGCUGUUACCGCGCAGCCUCGAAGUGCCCGAGAUGGAGGGGCAAAAGGGACCGGGAUCAGGAAUGGGAACAGGAUCUGAAAUGGGUACGGGUGCGGGGACUAAGCGAAAUUCAAUAAGCGACCCGGAGCGUAACGAGCUGGAUAUGGAAGUGGAUGAGGAUGAGGAUGUGGACGCAAGUGGAGCUGGCACCGAGCUGGUUUCUAAUGCUGUAAACCAAGUCGAAACCGAAACCGAACCAUCAACUUUGGCCAACGACAUUUUGGCAACUGAAGCACCAGCCGACAUCCACGACGAUGAUGAUGACGACGAUGUUGAUGUUGAUGAUGAUGAAGGCGCCUCCAACUGA